GUUGGAGCUAAGCAGUUCUGGCCUCCGGGUGAGGCUCUCCAGGCCUCGCCCAGCGCUCUUGGGCCCCGAGGGUGAAGUCACAGCUUAGUGCUGCUGAGGGCAUUUGGCUCAGGUCACAGCACGAGUACCAUGCCCGUGACGCUGGGUUACUGGGACAUCCGCGGGCUGGCCCAUGCCAUCCGCCUGCUCCUGGAGUACACAGACACCAGCUAUGAGGAGAAGAGAUACACCAUGGGGGACGCUCCCGACUAUGACAGAAGCCAGUGGCUGAAUGAGAAGUUCAAGCUGGGCCUGGACUUUCCCAAUCUGCCCUACUUAAUUGAUGGGACUCACAAGCUCACCCAGAGCAACGCCAUCCUGCGCUACAUUGCCCGCAAGCACAGCAUGUGUGGGGAGACAGAAGAGGAGAAGAUUCGUGCGGACAUUUUGGAGAACCAGGCUAUGGACAUCUCCAAUCAGCUGGCCACAGUCUGCUACAGCCCAAACUUUGAGAAACUGAGGCCAGAGUACUUGGAAGAACUCCCUGGGAAGAUGAAGCUCUUCUCUGACUUCCUGGGGAAACGGCAGUGGUUUGUUGGUAACAAGAUCACCUAUGUGGAUUUCCUCGCUUAUGAUAUACUUGACCUGCACCGUAUAUUUGACCCCAAGUGCCUGGAGGCGUUCCCUAACCUGAAGGACUUCAUUUCUCGUUUUGAGGGCUUGAAGAAGAUCUCUGCCUACAUGAAGUCCAGCCGCUUCCUCCCAACACCUUUAUAUACAAAGGUGGCCACAUGGGGCAACAAGUAGGGCCUUGAAAGGGCAGGAGAUGAGAGUGAGGAGCUCAUUCUCUUCUUGCUGCCCAGGGCCCAGCCUGACUAUCCUGCCUGUUGGUGGCUGUGUCUGCUUUGAAGAGCAGGGUCAGCACCCUCUCCUUGAAGCUUGGCACACCCCAGUCCCAACCCCAGGGGUGCCUGGAAGACCAGUUUUGCGUGGUGGGUAACCCUGUGCCCCUGUGAGAUCCCUGCCCCAGUCCUGUGUGAUCUGAGUAAAGUCCGAACCACACUUGCUCUAUUUUUGUCUUUCUGUAUCUGGCUGCACUUGACAGCUGGUACUGCUACUUCCAAGGAACUGGGGGGUGGCUGGCUUCACGGAGGGAAGGAAGGGUUUUGAGAGUUCCUGGUCCCGCGUUUGAUACCCUUAGAUUAUGCAGCCCCGUGAGAGAUCCUGUAGACAAUAAAAGAUCUCUUUCUGCA
Chinchilla lanigera (long-tailed chinchilla) is the source of this 1232-nucleotide messenger RNA. RefSeq names its product glutathione S-transferase mu 4 (gene Gstm4). Bases 130 to 786 code for a protein of 218 amino acids. The transcript has 8 exons. Gene Ontology annotation, biological process: glutathione metabolic process. Gene Ontology annotation, molecular function: glutathione transferase activity. Lineage: Eukaryota; Metazoa; Chordata; Mammalia; Rodentia; Chinchillidae. The record is from RefSeq and is a predicted model, not a curated record.